AUGGAGGGGACUCCGGCGAGAGAGGGAACGGGAGGAAAAUGGUGGCGGAGCGACGGCGGUGAUGGUGAAUCUGGUGGCCGCCGGUGGAAUUGCUCGACAGCCACCACAAGAGUCUCACUCACCCACCGCCACCGGAGCAUCGUCUUCCGCCGCCAGAAUCUCUCUGCGGCGACGAUAGGUUGCUCUCCGUCACCCGUCGACUGCGCCGUCACCGGUCGUCGGCGUCAUCCCCGUCGACCGCGCUGUCCCCAAUCGCCCUCGUCGUCCUCAGUCGCUCACGCCGUCCACCGCCGCUACGGCUCUCGCCUGAAUCAUGUCUCACCGCUGCACACCAUCCAUCUCCUUCAGCACACCGCCAGCGUCGAUUCACACACAACGCGCAGCCGCUGUCGGACCGCUGUCUCCGUCGCGUUGUGCCGCAGUCCGCCGCUUCAUAGCAUCGUCACCGUCGGCAGCCGUGACUUCUCGUCUUCCUCCGCCGCCGGCUUGCAUAGCCUUUGUCCGCCGGCUCGCCGCCUCGACUCUGUCAGUCGGCUCGACGCUUCGUCUCCGUCCAUGAGCACAUAUCUUCAUCUCCGUUCAUCACAGCGUCGCAAUGCCGUCGUCCUCCGUCGUCCACCGCCACAUUGCUUCGAUUUCGUCCGCUCCCGUGUCGCCACCUCCGUCAGCCGCCGUGUCGCCUCGCCUCCGUCAACUGCUGUCUUUGGUCGAAGUUGUCUCAUUCGCCACCGUGAUCUACGGGAAUACCGCGCCUCCGCAACUGCUGGGAGUAGACCUCCACAGCCAAGGGCGGACCCACAUAGGGGCCUGCAGAGACAGUGCCCCUAUAGAUAUUAA
This is a messenger RNA of Striga asiatica, 837 nucleotides long. NCBI's taxonomy places the organism in Eukaryota, Viridiplantae, Streptophyta, Magnoliopsida, Lamiales, Orobanchaceae. The record is from the annotation of a GenBank genome assembly.